Molecule: messenger RNA, 2086 nt
Organism: Pocillopora verrucosa
Lineage: Eukaryota; Metazoa; Cnidaria; Anthozoa; Scleractinia; Pocilloporidae
Source: RefSeq, a predicted model, not a curated record
CAUGAUCUCAAGUACACAUUGUGGCGAUGGCAUCGAAUUUUCACGAGGAACACGCGAUCAAGUGAAUUGAUUUACACCUCCAGAUAAGGACAUUAUCUGAAUAAGCAAGCUGCCAUCAUGAAGAUAACCUUUUUGACUGAGGAAUGGACUCAAUCAACCAAAGGCAGUUGUUCCACCUUCAUGAGACAGAUGGCCAUAGAACUCUCUAGACUAGAAAAUGUAGAAAUUGGUAUUUUAAUUCCAAGUGCCAGUCCAGAGGAUAAAGAAGAUGCUGAAAAAUACAACAUCAAGGUUUUUGAACCUGAGAAACUUACAGGCUAUGAACCAGUUAAUUGUCUGCAGUUUCCUCCACAAGGAUUUAGCACUGACUUUAUCAUUGGUCAGGGCAUUAAGUCUGGAUGUCAUGGACAGGUCCUUAAGAAUAACCUUGGCUGUAAAUGGGUGCAUGUGGUCCUAAGAAAUGCAGAAGAAACAGCAAUGUUCCAGAAAACCCCAGGUGCCAUUUCCGAAGGGCAAAAACAGCGUGAAACUGAGGUAGAAUUGUGUAAAAAGGCUGACAUGGUUAUGACAGUUGGCUCUAAGCUCAAUGAAACCUUUAGUUCUGCUCUGCAUCAGUGUAAGAAAGAUCAUGUUUUCAAUCUUAUACCUGGCAUUUUUGAUGAGUUUUCUGGAGAGCAGAAGCAAUUCCGAAAUUCAAAGAACUUUGAAAUCUUACUGUUUGGCAAAGGGAACACUGAAGACUUUGAACUAAAAGGUCUUCAUGUUGCUGCCAAAGCUGUGGCACAUCUCAAUAAGUAUGAGCCAUCAUACAUUCUCAAAGUUGUAGGUGCCCCUGAGGGAGAACAAGAGAAACUGGCUGGGAGGUUGGAAGAUCUUGGGAUCUCUCGUAGUCAACUGAUUGUGAGAAGUUUUUACAAAGAAAGAAGAAAACUGGCUCAGCUAUUUUUGGAAGUGGAUCUUGUUUUGAUGCCUUCAGGUACUGAGGCGUUUGGUCUCACAGCUUUAGAGGCAUUGUCAGCGGGUGUACCAAUCCUUAUUACCCAUAAUUCUGGCUUGGCAGAGGCUCUAGAGGAAGUACCUUUCGGGCGCAGAUGCAUAGUAGAUCAAACAGAUGAUUGGGCUGACCAAAUUAAGCAAGCACGAAAACAUCUGAAAACUGGAUUAGUAGAGGCAAGCACGCUACGUGACAACUAUAAAGACAAAUACUGUUGGAUGGACCAAUGCGCUGCUUUUGUGACAAAGCUUAGGGCCUUGCAUUCAGGACAUGCUGAGGAAAUGCAACAGGAGUCCCAAGGCAAAAGGCAUUCAGCUCAAAAGCGAGUGGCUGACCCUGCUAAGGAUCCAGACCAGUCUGCAUCAAAGACAGAUUUUUCUUCUAUAUCUGGAAAUUAUAUUCAAGAGGGAGUAGUAACUGAUGAUGACCUUCAAGCACUUGGCAAAGCUAUUGGUGUCAAGUGGGAUCGACUGGCACGUCGACUACCUGGAAUUAAGGAAGAGGACAUAGAAGAAAUUGAAGACAGCCGUAAAACUUUGUCUCAAAGGGGAUUUCAUAUGCUGAAACUGUGGAGAACAAACAAUGGGAAAGCUGCAGACUAUAAGACUUUGUAUAAUGCAUUAGUCCAUGAGUUGGUACAGCGGAAAGACUUAGCACAAAAGUAUUGUUUAGAAUAAUAAUAUCUCAUAGAUAUUGCUCAUACCAAAACCUGGCAGUUGGUUUAAAUAGAGGCGGCCACUAGGUGGAAAGUAGAGAUAACUUUGCUAAUUACCAAUAAAUUCCAGUUGGUUGUUAAUUGUAAGAAUCUAAUGAUUAAUUAAUCCUUGAUUUACAUCCUUUUAUCGAUAGCCUUUUUACAACAUUAUACAACAUGUGUUUAGCUAAUUUUAUCCACGCAUUUGAUUGGAAGAAAGACGCAUAGAUGAGGAGAAUGUUGAAGCUUCUUUAAAAUAAAGUAUAUAUCAAGUACUCUGAGGUUUUUUAAUGUAGACAACUAUAUAUACUUUCUUAAAAAAUAAAAUAAGUGCUUGUUUGGAGCAAUUAGGUUAGUGAUUAUGUGAACAUUUUUUAGUGAUUGAGGAACGAAACAUU